This is a messenger RNA of Thlaspi arvense, 810 nucleotides long. Lineage: Eukaryota; Viridiplantae; Streptophyta; Magnoliopsida; Brassicales; Brassicaceae. The record is from the annotation of a GenBank genome assembly.
AUGGAGUAUGCAGCUGCAGGAAGUUUAUCUUCUUUCAUGGAAACAAGAACAUUGUCUGAUUCAAUGAUCAGAGAUUUCACGAUUAUGAUACUCGAAGGACUUGUCUCUGUUCAUAACCUCGGUUAUGUUCAUUGCGAUCUUAAACCGGAGAAUAUCCUCGUGUUUCCUCGUUAUAAAUACGAAAAAGACGAUGCUGGUGGUUUGAUAUUGAAAUUGAAAUCGUCAUAUGAAUUGAAGAUUUCGGAUUUUGGUAUGUCGACAAGAGUUGGAGAGGAUUCGGAGUUUUGGGAAUUUGAUUCUCCGUUUUUGGGAACGCCUCUUUACAUGUCGCCGGAAUCUGUUCACGAUGGCGUCGCCGAGGAAUCGUUAGAUUUAUGGUCGUUAGGUUGUGUUGUGAUGGAGAUGUAUACAGGGGAAUCGCCUUGGCCGUUUGAGGAAUCGAAAGAGCUUUUGGCUGCUUUGUUGAAUGGAAACGCACCGCCGAUUCCACAGUCUCUUCCUUGGGACGCAAGGCUGUUUCUACAGACGUGUUUCGCAAGGAAUCAGAAGGAGAGAGGAAGUGCUUCGGAGCUGUUGAAGCAUCCGUUUCUCCGGAGAGUUGUCGAUCAGAAGAAAGUGGUGGUUAUCGGCGCCGGAGGUAGGAGAAAGGCGGUGGUGGUGAUGAAACCUGAGGAUGUUACAGAGAAGCCUCUAAGAGUGAAGAUUAUUCCACCAAAACCCUUACAGUUUAAGAAGAUUUCGGGAAGACCCUUAAGGUUAAAGAUUAUACCUCCGAAACCCCCUGCAAGAUGCAAUCCCGUUCAUGUUUAG